AUGGCUGGUGGCACCGUUCUUCCCGUGCCUGGCCAGCGGAAUAUCCUUAUUACCAGCGCUCUACCGUUUGUGAACAAUGUCCCGCACCUUGGAAAUAUAAUCGGAGGACGCGGUAUCAACACUCUAUAUGUCGGUGGGACGGGUGAGUACGGCACCACAACGGAGGCAAAGGCCCUGGCAGAGAAUUGCACGCCACAAGAACUCUGCGACAAAUACCACGCGAUUCAUGCUGAGAUAUAUGAGUGGUUCAAUAUCAGCUUUGAUAUCUUCGGCCGCACCACAACGCAACUCCAGACCGAGAUUACGCUGGACAUCUUCUUGAAGCUGGAGAAGAAUGGGUUCUUGGAGGAGCGCAUGACUACCCAGCUAUACUGCGAGGAGCAUCAUUCAUUUCUUGCAGAUCGCUUUGUGGAGGGCGAGUGCCCUGACUGCGGCUAUGCUAAUGCCCGCGGCGACCAGUGCGAUCUCUGUGGCCAGCUCUUGGAGUCUCUGCAGCUCAGAAAUCCGCGAUGCAAAAUUGACGGCUCUACGCCUGUUACUAGGGACACGAAGCACAUUUUCUUGGAGUUAGAUAAGUUGCAGGCCAAGGUCGAAAAUUUCUUCCAGGACUCUACUGCGAACGGUUCGUGGUCGAAUAAUGGCGCUGUUAUCACUGCAUCUUGGCUCAAAGAAGGACUGAAGCCACGCAGCAUUACAAGAGAUAUUAGCUGGGGAACAAGAGUUCCAUUGCCGGGCUAUGAAGACAAGGUCAUAUAUUCAUGGUUUGAUGCUUGUAUUGGAUACGUAUCUAUUACUGCUCGCUAUACUGACCAGUGGGAGAGAUGGUGGCGUAGCCCUAAAGACGUUCAGCUAUAUCAGUUCAUCGGCAAAGAUAAUGUUGUCUUCCACUCUGUGAUAUUUCCUGCCUCGCAAAUUGGCACGGAGGAUACCUGGACAAGACUCCAUCACCUGUCUACGACAGACUACCUGACUUACGAGGGCGGGAAAUUUUCCAAGUCUCGUGGUAUUGGGGUCUUUGGAGACUCAGCCCAGAAGACUGGGAUCCCUGCUGAUAUCUGGCGCUGCUUCUUGCUCUCCCACCGCCCGGAGACUGGUGAUAGCGAGUUUACCUGGGACGCAUUUAUUAACUGCAAUAAUAACUUACUCCUCAAAAACUUGGGCAACUUCGUUAGCCGUGUUCUAAAAUUUGUUAACUCACGUCACUACAACAAUAUCGUGCCGAACUGGACCCAGUACCUCGAAGGCUCCUUUGCUACUUUUAAGGAAGAGAUCAACAGGCUUCUCGCUCAAUAUAUCCGAGAGCUUGAUGCCGUCAAGAUUCGCUCAGCUUGGUCGACGGUUCUCCAGAUAUCUCAGCAGGGUAAUGGGUUUUUGCAGCUGAAUAGGCUAGAUAACAGCCUUGCUGAAAACGAACCGUCUAAAUGUGCGGCAGUUAUUGGCAUAGCCAUCAAUACUGUUCACCUUCUUGCGUCUCUUGUUGCCCCAUACAUGCCGGACACAGCUAAUUCUAUCAACACACAGCUCCGCGCUAAUCUACUUCUCAUCCCAGACCGCUGGAAUGCAGAUUCUAUCAAGCCUGGUCAUGAGAUUGGUAGGGCCGAGCACCUGUUCACUCGUAUCAAGCCGGAAAGGGCAGAUGAAUGGCGAAAGAUGUAUGGCAGCGACGAGACGAAAAGGGCCAAGGAGGAGGAGAUUGCAAUAAAGGCGAAGCGAAAGGCGAUGACAAAGGUUGCGAAGUCAGGGAAGCCAGAGGAAGCAUGCAAUACCAACAAGGAAGAAGUUGCGGCGUCCAAGAUUGAAUGA
This is a messenger RNA of Trichophyton verrucosum HKI 0517, 1803 nucleotides long. RefSeq lists its product as uncharacterized. The transcript has 3 exons. The record is from RefSeq and is a predicted model, not a curated record. Gene Ontology annotation, cellular component: cytosol; aminoacyl-tRNA synthetase multienzyme complex. Gene Ontology annotation, biological process: methionyl-tRNA aminoacylation. Bases 1 to 1803 code for a protein of 600 amino acids. Lineage: Eukaryota; Fungi; Ascomycota; Eurotiomycetes; Onygenales; Arthrodermataceae. Gene Ontology annotation, molecular function: methionine-tRNA ligase activity; ATP binding.